Messenger RNA from Egretta garzetta (little egret), 1135 nucleotides. RefSeq names its product metal transporter CNNM4-like. NCBI's taxonomy places the organism in Eukaryota, Metazoa, Chordata, Aves, Pelecaniformes, Ardeidae. Gene Ontology annotation, molecular function: magnesium ion transmembrane transporter activity; sodium ion transmembrane transporter activity. The record is from RefSeq and is a predicted model, not a curated record. Bases 34 to 873 code for a protein of 279 amino acids. Gene Ontology annotation, biological process: magnesium ion transport; magnesium ion homeostasis. The transcript is spliced from 7 exons. Gene Ontology annotation, cellular component: plasma membrane.
GUGGGGCUGGGGGUGGUCUCCCUUCCAACGUCCAUGUGUCUGUCCGCAGGGAAGUCCCACCUGGCCAUCGUGCAGAAGGUGAACAACGAGGGCGAGGGAGACCCCUUCUAUGAGGUGCUGGGGCUGGUGACGCUGGAGGACGUCAUCGAGGAGAUCAUCAAGUCAGAGAUCCUGGACGAGUCGGAUACCUACACCGACAACCGCAGCAAGAAGCGGGUGGGCAACCAGAAGAACAAGCGGGACUUCUCGGCCUUCAAGGACCCCGUCAAUGAGCUGAAGGUGAAGGUCUCCCCGCAGCUGCUGCUGGCCGCUCACCGCUUCCUCUCCACGGGUACCCGGGCGCGGGGUGGCAUUGCCAAGGUCCCUUGGGGCAAGGUGGAGGUGGAGGCCGGCAACGAAUGCAUGAAGUUUGAAGCGGGAGCUUUCUCCUAUUAUGGGGUGAUGGCCCUCAGCCCCUCGCCCGUAUCCGAGCCUGAGGGACUGGGCUCUCCCUGCCGGGCACAUGUUGGCAUCACGGGGGGCUCAGCACCUGGUAACCGGCAGGCAGAGCGUGGUGUAGGACCCUCCCCGGACAGCAGCAACAACCAACUCAACGCCGGAACCGGCGCCCAGUACGUGGCCGACUUCAGCGUCCGCGCUCUCACCGACCUCCAGUUCGUCAAGAUCACGCGGCAGGAAUACCAGAACGGCCUGAUGGCGUCCCGCAUGGACAGUUGUCCCCAAUCCCCCGACAGCAACGCCCCCAAACCGGACGCCGGUUUACCGGAGAAACCGGAACCUUCCGCCACUGCCGACGAGACCACCAGUCUCCUGAACGAGAGGAACUGCCUGAGCCGCCGGAGCAACCACAGCCCCCUGGAAAACUCCAUCUGACCCCGGCCCCGCCGGCACGCACCGGGAGGGACCUCGCGUGCCCGUUUUCGGGACCCUUUCCCCAGUAGGAAACGCUCAGCAUCUCCUCGAUGAUGCCACGCCGGGUGCUGCGGUUGCCGGAGAAGCCCGGUUUGAGCUGGAGGAGGUGGCAGCGGCGGCGUGGUGGGAAACGGAGCUGGGAUUUGCUGCUGCUUUUCCAGACUGGCUUAUUUUUAAUUAAAUUAAUUUAAACGGAAGGCUGUGGAGGUGGGACGACGCUCCC